This is a messenger RNA of Scatophagus argus, 1298 nucleotides long. It is a transcript of the gene gadd45ga, whose product is annotated as growth arrest and DNA-damage-inducible, gamma a. Bases 108 to 587 code for a protein of 159 amino acids. The record is from RefSeq and is a predicted model, not a curated record. The transcript has 4 exons. Lineage: Eukaryota; Metazoa; Chordata; Actinopteri; Scatophagidae. Gene Ontology annotation, biological process: regulation of cell cycle. Gene Ontology annotation, cellular component: nucleus; cytoplasm.
UCCUCCCACAGCCUGUUCGGAGCUCAGAAUAACGCAAGAGGCAAAGACGAGAACGACGCGGCUUUUUGUGCUCACUGCAAAAUCCCGAUCGCGCUUGGAUUAUAACUAUGACUCUGGAAGAGAUCCGCGGACAGGAGAACACGAUGGAAAACGCAGACAGGGUGCAAAGUGCAGGCGCAGCCCUGGAAGAGCUGCUGGUCGCUGCUAAGAAGCAGGACUACCUGACAGUUGGAGUUUAUGAGUCUGCUAAAGUCAUGAAUGUUGACCCAGACAGCGUGGCGUUCUGCAUCCUCGCCACUGAUGAGGAAUACAAGUGUGACAUCGCUCUUCAGAUCCACUUUACCCUCAUCCAGGCUUUCUGCUUCGACAACGACAUCAACGUGGUGCGCGUUAACGACAUCGAGCGCCUGGCCGACCUCGUGGGUGCAGACGAGACCGGCGAGCCCAAGGACGCGCACUGCAUACUUGUCACGAGCCCCAGUGCAAACCCAUGGAAAGACCCUGCUCUGGACAAGCUGAGUCUGUUCUGCGAGGAGAGCCGCAGUGUGUACGACUGGGUGCCUACCAUCACACUGCCAGAGCGCUGAACUCACAUUCCAUUAAGAGUGCUUCACUCAUGAAGAUGAUGAAGAUGAUGAAAAGAAAGUCAAGGAGCUGAGCUUCAGCUGGGGGUGCCAAGCCUUUCUGCUUCACUUGUCUGGAUUAAGAGUCCUUGGCUGUAACCCCCUGCGAGAGCACAACCUUUCGGUGCAUUCUGGGUCAGCACGUUGGUUCUGGAUUACCCAGAGGAAGGGUUCCGGUUCAGAGGUCAAGUGUGGACUGGGCCGUGUGUAGGUGAAGUGGACAGAAAGCCUUAUGGACACAGAGAAGGAUUUUGGACUGCACUGCGUAGUGCAUGAAAAGAUGCUAGGUUUUGACCCAGUUACUGCCCUAGAUAAAAGGCAAUGGAGAACUGAGCAGAGAAGGUCACGGAGAUGGAGAGUGUGCAAGAAAUGGACUUAUGAAAGUGCAGAGGCUGGACUGAAUCUAAUCAGAUGGGAACAAGGAGCAGGUUGCUCCUGAAAAGGGUAUCUGAAAAUGCCUCAGUGGACUUUACUUUUCCAGUGCAGCUACCAGGAAGUUCUUGGAGUAAGCAGAGACUUUGCUUGCAAAUCCUGAUUCGAGCUGUGUCUGUAACCCUGACACAUAUUCAUGGACUAUUAUUGUUGCUUUCAGAUAUGCAGAGAAAACAAUGCAAUAUCCAUCUGAAUUGUAUUCAUUUUGAAUGUUUUGUGAAUAAACAUUUGAAAUCAAACUCA